GGUAUGAGAAAACACAGUAGCCAAGCCAAGGCAAAGGAGGGAGGAGAAGAGAAACACAACGUACCCCACUUAUCUUUCUCACUUUCUCUCUCUCUCUCUCUCGCUCUCUCUCUAGGUUAACCUGAUACCUACUUACAAAAAGACGAACUCCUUUCUUGCCCUAAUAAAAAAGAAUCAGAGAAUGCUCUACAUCUACUCUACAUUUUUAUAUAUGCUCAUUUAUGGUCACUACCCAGAACAUGUAUUACUUCUCUUUUUGGGGUUAAUAUAAGUUGAUAAGCAAAGCAAAUACUAUUACUAUUACUACUUGUAACCACAAAAAAGCAAAAGAAAAGGAAAAGGGGAAACAUGGGAAGAGGCAAAGUGGAGCUGAAGAGGAUAGAGAACAAAAUAAAUCGACAAGUCACUUUUGCUAAGAGGAGAAAUGGGUUGCUCAAGAAGGCUUACGAGCUCUCAGUCCUUUGUGAUGCAGAGAUUGCUCUCAUCAUCUUCUCUGCUCGUGGCAAGCUCUAUGAGUUCUGUAGCAGCUCUAGCAUGGUGAAGACACUUGAGAGAUACCAAAGGGUGAGUUAUGAGGCACUGGAAGCAACUCAAACAGCAAGAGAUAAGCAGAAUAACUACCAAGAUUACUUAAAGCUCAAAUCAAAAGUUGAGAUCCUACAACAUUCUCAGAGACAUCUUCUUGGUGAAGAAUUAGGAGAUUUGGGCACCAAAGAACUCGAGCAACUCGAGCAUCAACUUGAUAUGUCAUUGAGGCAAGUUAGAUCUACAAAGACCCAGUUUAUGAUUGAUCAGCUUUCUGAACUUAGAAAGAAGGAGGAGAUGCUGAUGGACACCAACAGAGUCCUAAGAAGAAAGUUGGAGGCAAGUGAUGCAGCCCUUCAACCCCACUCCUGGGAAACUACCGAUCACAACAUUCCUUUCUCCCGGGAGCUUACUAACCCAGAUGCCUUUUACCAACCUCUACAAUGCAACAACACUUUGCAGAUUGGCUAUAAUCCUGCAGUGACGGCAGAUGAGAUGAUCAUCGCAAGCUCGUCGCAGAACAUUAAUGGGUUCAUUCCUGGGUGGAUGCUAUGAUUUUUCAGAACUUCAUACACACAAAUAUUAACUUUUGUCAUUGGAUUUGGAAUUCAAGGAAAUAAGCAGUUGAUGCUACACUCUUACAUAUAUAUAUAUAUAUAUAUGCGUAUGUAUCUAUAUAUUUUCGUAAAACUUAUCAUAAAAGAGACAUGUAAUUGUAUUAUAUAUAUAGAGCAAAUUAAUGCUGUUAGUAAAUAAAGUUGGUUUGUAAGUAAGCUAA
Carica papaya (papaya) is the source of this 1303-nucleotide messenger RNA. It is a transcript of the gene SEP4, whose product is annotated as K-box region and MADS-box transcription factor family protein. Gene Ontology annotation, biological process: positive regulation of transcription by RNA polymerase II. The record is from RefSeq and is a predicted model, not a curated record. Gene Ontology annotation, cellular component: nucleus. Lineage: Eukaryota; Viridiplantae; Streptophyta; Magnoliopsida; Brassicales; Caricaceae. Gene Ontology annotation, molecular function: RNA polymerase II transcription regulatory region sequence-specific DNA binding; protein dimerization activity; DNA-binding transcription factor activity.